CAAUAUUGCUCCUUGAGCAUAAAUCUGCCCCUCAUAAAUAUAUGCCAAUUGCCAUUGCCCUCUCACCUGGAAUCUGCACUUACCGACAAAAACGAGCACGCACACAUACAUGUCUGUAUAUACAUGUUAAUGUGAUUCGAUUUUAUAGUCUGCCUCUGCACAGAAAUCGUUAGGGAAGACAAGAAAGGAAGAAAAGCCGAGAAAUGAGGGGUAUUGAUCUGAUAAACUCGGCUCUACCGGACGAAUUGAUUCUAGAAAUAUUCCGGCACGUCGAGUCGAAGACGAGCCGGGACGCCUGCUCGCUGGUCUGCAAGCGGUGGCUCAGCCUCGACCGGCUCAGCCGUGAUACAGUCCGCAUCGGUGCCUCCGUUUGCUCCGGCAAAUGCGUCAAGCUGCUCAGCAGCCGGUUUCCUAAUAUACUAUGCGUGUCUAUUGACGAGCGGAUAACGGUGCCAGUGCCAGUGCCACUGCCACUGCCCGUGCAAUAUAGAAAAAGGCGUCGUGUUAGUCAUGCAUCUACUUCGUCUGACAGGUCUUGCCAUGGGUCUGAUCAAACUGUCUCUGAAUAUGAGGUGAUGGGUGCAAGCUACUUAUCAGACUCCGCACUGGCAGCUGUUGGAGACAAUUUCGUAAAACUCGAAAAGUUGAGCCUUAUAUGGUGUUCUAGUGUAUCGGAUGUAGGGUUAAGAUCGUUGGCUGAGAAAUGUAGAUCUCUUACAACUUUGGAUUUACAGGGCUGUUAUAUCGGAGACAAAGGCUUAACUGCUGUAGGAGAAUGCUGCAAAUCUCUUCAGGAAUUGAAUUUGCGAUUCUGUGAAGGGCUGACUGACACAGGACUGGUGGAGUUGGCUCGAGGUUGCGGAAGGAAUCUGAAGUCACUUGGUGUUGCUGCAUGUGCUAAAAUUACUGAUGUCUCACUAGAAGCUGUGGGAUCCCACUGUAGAUCUCUUGAAUCUCUUUCACUGGACUCGGAAACAAUUCAUGAUAAAGGCUUGCUUGCUGUGGUCAAAGGAUGCUCUGGUCUAAAAGUUUUGAAACUACAGUGCUUAAAUAUUACAAAUGAGGCCUUGCAAGCUGUUGGUGUUUUCUGUCUCUCAUUGGAAUUGAUGGCUUUGUACAGCUUCCAGAAAAUCACAGAUAGGAGCAUGUGUGCCAUUGGAAAAGGAUGUAAAAAGUUGAAAAACCUUACACUGACCGAUUGCUACUUCAUAAGCAACAAGGGUUUAGAUUCUAUAACUGCUGGUUGCUCAGAGCUUAUGCAUAUUGAAGUAAAUGGCUGCCACAAUGUUGGAACUGAUGGACUGAAGUCCAUUGGGAAAAAUUGCGCCCGGCUUUCAGAAUUAGCCUUGCUAUACUGUCAGAGGAUAGCAAAUGAUGGACUUAGUGAAAUUGGUAAAGGAUGCAAAUUCUUGCAAGCUCUUCACUUGGUAGAUUGCUCAGCUGUUGGGGAUGACUCCAUAUGCGGUAUAGCUAGAGGGUGUAAGAACCUAAGGAAGCUCCAUAUUCGUCGAUGUUAUGAGGUUGGAAAUAGAGGGAUAAUUGCUGUUGGCCAAAACUGUAAAUUUCUCACAGAUCUCAGCCUACGAUUCUGUGACAGAAUAGGGGACGAGGCACUGAUAUCAAUUGGCCAAGGCUGUUCAUUACAAUAUUUGAAUGUAAGUGGCUGCUACCAAAUUGGGGAUGCUGGAAUAAUAGCUGUUGCCAGAGGCUGCCCUCAGCUCAGUUACCUGGACGUCAGUGUUCUUCAGGAAACAGCAUCAAUACUUUAGGAGAUUUGUUUCUGAUUGCCGUGUCAUGCAAUUCGACAGAAAGCAAAAAAGGACCACAGGUUUUUCUAUUCCAGAUUCAUGUUGUAGGUUAGAUAUGUUUGCAUUUGCAUAUAUGCAGCCGUAGUGCUUUUAUUGGAUCAUAUUUUUCUUCUGUGUACUUAGAAUUGUCUUUGUUUAGAAUUUCUUGUAGAUCAAAAUUUUAUUUUGAGACAGUUUCGGCCACGCAUACGUUGAUAAUACAGAGUAGAAUGUGAAACCUUGAAAAUGUUGUGGUAAUUUAUACUAGAUAGAAAUGCUGGUAUUUAUUUGGGCAUGAAAUUAGUUGGCUUGUCUUAAUCGCCACAAUAAACAUAAAUAUUGAAGCAUAAGUAUUCCAAUUUCCCAACAUAUCCUGCUGUCUCAUGCAAUAAUUUGCAUCAAAUUUUAUUUGCACAAUCAUACUGUUCAAAGAAAGCAAACAUUCAUACUUCAAAAGUCAAAAGUCACACUCU
Messenger RNA from Striga asiatica, 2260 nucleotides. NCBI's taxonomy places the organism in Eukaryota, Viridiplantae, Streptophyta, Magnoliopsida, Lamiales, Orobanchaceae. The record is from the annotation of a GenBank genome assembly.